This is a messenger RNA of Zophobas morio, 2298 nucleotides long. Its product is annotated as zinc finger protein 711-like. Gene Ontology annotation, molecular function: DNA-binding transcription factor activity, RNA polymerase II-specific; RNA polymerase II transcription regulatory region sequence-specific DNA binding. Bases 196 to 1494 code for a protein of 432 amino acids. Lineage: Eukaryota; Metazoa; Arthropoda; Insecta; Coleoptera; Tenebrionidae. The record is from RefSeq and is a predicted model, not a curated record. Gene Ontology annotation, biological process: regulation of transcription by RNA polymerase II. The transcript is spliced from 3 exons.
AACGACUAAAGUAAAAAGUACCAACAUUUUUAGGUUAUGUCGAAAACAAUUUGAAUUGUUUGUAAUUUAAUUUACAGACCAGUUGAAACGGAAACUUUGAAACAUUCCGUAACGUACACGGCACACAAGACCUCUUCCCUGGUAAAAGUCCACGAUUGUAAAAUUUCCCCAUGCGUUACACCAUCGUUUUUUCUGAUGAUGAACCACAUUCGCCGCCAUCAGUCGCGCUUGUCAUCGUUUAAGUGUGAAAACCCCCUUGAUUCUUACCAUUGCAAACACUGCAAUUUUCAAACCGAACUAACGUUGCUUUUCAAGCAACACACUAAAGAACAUCAUGGAAUUAAACACGAAAACGACGAUUUAAUCCUACAAUACAAAAAUAAAAACUACGUUUGUGGAAAGUGCGGCUUUGAAACGCAUUUUUCGCUUAAAUGGUUAUGUCACAUGAACGAGUGUCAACAAUGUAACGAAAAAGCCGGUUUGAAAAAGCACAUUAACGCACGACAUGUAGACGACCUUGACGGCAAAUGGUACAAAUGUAAACAGUGCUCAUUUAGAUGUAAACACAACUCAUCUUUGGCUCGACACGUGAACCGUUGUCAUUUGGACGAAAACGACGACAACUGGUAUGAAUGCGAACAGUGCCCGUACAAGACUAGAAUCAGUUUGAACUUAAAGCGUCACUUGAUAAGCCAGCACUCGAAUGGAAAAAUUCCCACGUGGUAUCAGUGCAACGAGUGUCCAUUUAAAACAACAUUCAAGAGGGUUUUACAGAAACACGUGAAAACGCGACAUUCGAACCGAUACGACAUCAAAUGGUACAACUGUGAAAAAUGCGACUACAAAACCGAAUACCGGCAAGCUUUAAAUAAACACGUGAAUGCGCGGCAUUUGGACGAGGACGAAAUAAAGUGGCACCACUGCACUCUGUGUCCUUUCAAAAGCAAAGACAAAAGCGGUUUGAAAAAACACAUUAACGCACGGCAUCUGGACGACCAAGACGCGAAAUGGUACGAAUGCGAGCAGUGCUCAUUUAGAUGUAAGUACAACAAGUCCUUGACGAGACACGUGAACGUUUGUCAUUUGGACGAAAAGGACGGCAAGUGGUAUGAAUGUCAACAGUGUCCAUACAAGACUAGAGAUGCUUCGACCCUGACGAAGCACGUGAAAUCCUUGCAUUCGGAACAAUAUGACAUCAAAUGGUUUGAUUGUGAAAAGUGCCAAUACAAAACCAAAUACCCUCAGUCUUUAAAGAAACAUAUAAAUCGGCGGCAUUUGGACGAGAAUGAAAUCAAGUGGCACCGCUGCAGUAAGUGUCUUUACAAGUCCAAAGAUAUAAGCAGUUUGAAGGGUCACAUUAACGCAAGGCAUCUAGACGAUGAAGACGCGAAAUGGUACGAAUGCACACUUUGUCCACACAAAACUAAGAAUCCUUCAAAUUUAAAGUACCACAUGAAAACGCAGCAUUUGAAAGCAGACAAUAAUCGAGUUUGACGUUACGAAUGAAGUGUACGACUUUUCUCAUUCCAUUAAUAGUAUUAAUACAGAAAAUGAAAGAAAUAAAUAUUAAAUUGGACACUGUAUAACGUGUUGCAUAAUUUUGAUCUGUCUCAAAUUUACUACCAACAUCAAGCAACCAAAGUACCAAUAUUUUGAGGUUAUGUUUACUAACAGUUUUUCUCAAAACUAAAAAUGUCUCACUGUGCAGUGUCUGGUUGCUCAAACCGCCAACUGAAGUGUGUAAAAAACAGAGAUAUUAAAUUUUAUCGGUUUCCGAAAGCUAAAGACUUCUGUAAACAAUGGGUUAAAUUCUGUGGUCGGAAAGAAAUAAUUAAUGUUAAAAACGCUCGAAUAUGCUCUGAGCACUUUACUGCUUCGUGUUCAUAUAAAUCGCUUCAACACAAACUACUGCAGUACAGCCCCAAAAACAGACGAAGGCUAAUGCCCGAUGCUGUUCCAAGUGAAAAGGGACCUAUAUCUACAGAGGUAGGAAUUGUGGAGCUAGCAUCACCAAAAAAAAUAUCUUGCAGGAAAGACUUAUUUGACGAAGUUCGUUCAAUUGAGGUUUGCAACUGGGAGGAAAAAUAUAAGGAGCUACAACAGAAAUUUAACGAACUUGAAAAAAAAAUGGAAGCAAUGAAGGCUGAGAAUGUCUUGCUGAAGCAACAAUUGCAAAAGAAGACAGACAACGCAGUGAUAGCAAAAGCAGUGUCAAUAGUGUUCACAAAAGGACAAAUAAAGAAAUUGUUUAGUAAGAAAUAAAUACAAGGUUUUCUAGAGACUGUUUACACAUUUCGA